This is a messenger RNA of Adineta ricciae, 429 nucleotides long. Lineage: Eukaryota; Metazoa; Rotifera; Eurotatoria; Adinetida; Adinetidae. The record is from the annotation of a GenBank genome assembly.
AUGAGUGAGCUCACGAAAACCUUGGGCGAUUUUGCUAGAAAUCUGGACAACCUUAAGCCAAACGAUUUUCAUUCGUUGGUUACAACACCCCAUGAUACCAAACUGAAUGCGUCUAAUGCUGGAAUCUUGAAUCUUGGAUCGUCAGGUGUACUCGACUUUCUACUAACCGCACGAUUGCGUUCAAUGUUGUGCCGAGAUAACUUUUCCGUAACGCCUCUACUAAUAGGAGUUACAGCAUUUGGAAUACUAACUAAAGCUAUCGAGCUGUUUAUUGGUCUGUUUGGAAAUGCAUUUUGUAAAUUUGACCAGAUUGAUACAUUACUAAAUGUAACAGAUCCACCAUUUCCACCAACAAUAUAUCCUAAACCAAGAGAAUCGGAUAAUGUCGGAUAUAUGUGUGUAGAUAUAACUGUGCGUUCAUUUGCAUAA